GGACGAUGCGUUCUUCAAGGUCUCAAAAAAGGUUGGGCAUUGCCUGCCACGGCGGUGCAUAGCGUUUCCGCGUCUCCUCUGAUACCGCCUCUUCCCGUCUCCGACGGCGCUCCCUCGCUCUUCCCUGAUACCGUGGAGAAAGAGGCCUGGUUUUCGAUGCUCGUGUAGUUCGAGAAGCGGAAGAUCUGAGAGGACUCUGCAGGCGCCGCGGCAUGGAUGUUGUGUGCGAGGAGUGUGGAGAUGCUGGCUUCAGAGAACUUUUGCUGCGCUGCAGCAAAUGCAAGAACGCUGCAAGGCAUGGAUAUUGCUUGGAUGCGGUAAUCUUUGAUUUGGCAGUGGAGUGGUUGUGCAGUGGUUGUAUCCCAAAACACAAUGAAGCCAUUAAAUCAUUAGAAGAGGUGUCUAAUCAAAGGCAACUUAGUAACGCCCAGGUGGGUUGCUCUAUGAUUAGUGAACCAACUGUGGACAACGAGAAGUUAAUUAAGGCCCGAGGACUUUGUACAACUAGACCACACCAGAAAAGAAAUGAUCGUGUGGAUGGAAGUACUAAACAUUUCCCGAGUGGAGACGCAUCCAAUCGGGGACAAUGUACAGACAAGCCACACAACGAAACAAGAGAUGGUAGUGAUGCAACCAUUGCACAAUUUUGUAGUGGAGACGCAUUAGAUUCGUGUGAAGUCUUCGUCGGGGAUACACCCAACCACAAAAAUUGUGAGAAGGAAGGGGAGGAUAGAAAUGGACACUUAACUUGGGCCGUGGAGACUUCUGAUGGUUCAAGUGAUCCGCCUUUGGAUCAUGUUUUAGAAUUUGAACUCAAUAAUUCGGAAAAGGCAAUGGAUGGUAAUAAACUUGUUUCUAAUUCCGUGGACUGUACCGAUCUCUCAAGUGUAAGGAGUGGCUACUCUGCUUCAUUGAAGUGUGUGGAGGGUCUGGAGCAAGUGGGUUUGUCAGUGAACGGGGAGAAAUCUGAACCAGUGAAGGCAGAUAAAGGAUUGGAGAAGAGUGUUGUGGCAUCAAAGUUUGCACCAAAUUGUUCAAAGCUGAUCCAAGGAUCAGAUCUGAAGACAGGGAGUGCACAUGUCUUGAAUCCUCUAAAGCAAAGUUUGGGUUCCUGGUCAAUGGUACCCAUGCGAUCAAGUCCCUCAAAUGAACUAGAAGACGUGGCUGUUCAGAAAAAUAGUGCUGAAAGAACAAGGUGCUUGGUGGAUGAGGAAACCAACACGCCUUCAAUGGAGAAUCUCAUUGUAUUACAACCCUCUAUGACAAAUGAAUUCUUGGUUUCCGAUGAAGGCGACUCGGAUAAAGCAAGUAGAAUAUCAGAUGAGGUUUUAUUGAGCACCAAAGGCAAGAGGAUGCCAAGGCGAAUGAGUGGUGACACAGAGAUAGAUAGCUCCUACAAGGUAAAUGGAAUUUCAAAUCUUGAGUCAGCAAAGGGUGACCUGGAUGCAAGAAACCUCCAACGUAAUGCAGGACAACCGUCAUCUCUUGAUGUCAAAAAGGCGGUAUUACAAGGAGCCAUUAAUAGCGAGUUAUUAUCUUCCAAGUUUGUUGGUCCAUGCGAGUCAACAAAAAUUAACCCUAGAAAGCGUAAACAAGCAGAAAUCUAUACUCCAGAUGGAUCGAAAUAUCGGAAAACUACUAUUACAAAUAAGAACGAAAUUGCUAAUGAUGCACAGUCAAAAUGUGGUAGACCUGCACUAGCAACAUCAUUGAGAGAUGGUCAGAACAUGCCCAGGGAAGACAAUGGUGGGAAUGAUAAAGUUAUUGGGCACUCCAAGAAGAGAAAAUAUAAGAAAAUGGACACACGGCCCCUUGAUAAACCUUAUUGGACUGGAAUCAUGAAGAUUGACAAGAACUAUAUUCCAUUGGCUGCACACCUGUCAACCAAAUCAUGCAAGAAGGUGCAGGAACAGUCAACAUCAUUGCCACCAAUAAUAAAAGUAACCAAAGUUUCUACAUCGAAAACAUGUCUGAAACACUUGGAGGCAUCGAUGACCUCAGCUGACAGUAUUGGCUUGUAUUUCUUUUCAAGUGAUAUGAGGCCAAAUAAAGAGCUGGAUCAGCUAGUGAAGCAUGUCGCUGAUAGUGGUAUCGUUCUAGAAGCUAUUGUUGGUUUGGCCAAGCUGUUUAUCGUCCCUUCUUUGAUCCUACCAGAGGAAUAUCAGACGUUCCAGGGGAAACCCUAUUUGUGGGGAGUGUGCCAAGAAAAGAUAAAGAUCAAAAGAUUAGCUCCAGUGGAACAAAUAUUGUACAACACAACGUUUAAGGGUGAUCAUGUCCAAGAACAGCAUGUCUUGGGCCAGCAAAACAAGGCGCAAGACGACACCCUGGACCAAGUUGUGCAUCCCGAGAAUCAAUGCUUGCUAGAUGCAAACCAAGAAGUAGGAGAGGAAACGUUGUCUGGUAAUGGUCGACUUCCCUUAGUUGACAUGGGAGACGGAGUUUCUGCAAAUAUCAGCCCAGCUGAUCAUGGACAGCCCUGCUCAAAUCCAGAAGCUCCGUCACUCAAACUCUGUGGCCUUGUUGUGUCACGGACACCAAGAUCCGCGCAACUCAUCCAGGAGAUGCAGAAGGAAGGCGCAUUACUGUUUGCUGUGCAGCAGGUGAUGGCAGAGCCUGGGUCACUGGCGAAGGGUCAGAACAUGUCCACCGCAAUCACGCUGUCGUCUGUAAUGAGCAUAACCUGAAUUAUGGUGGUUACGCUUACGCCGCCGAACAGUGGUCUCUCUUAGUGUAGAAAAUGAGCUCUUAGCUUUAGUGCUCGUUGUGCCCCAGCCUUCUAUCGUUCUAUGUAUAUCUUUGUAUCUGUUCGCUAUGUAUACCAAACUGCGGUGGUCUUCGACUCGGUAGGGUGUAUUGCCUGAAGCAGUAUUUCUGUCUGGUUAUACUACCUUCAGGUCUAUGACUUAGCUUACUUUGGUAGUUUGGUGUAGGGCUAGCUGUGAGGUCAGGUGAAAGAUUAUACUGUAUAAGCAUUGUCCCUGUACUAGAUAGGAAUAUGAUCAUUUGCAGAACUUCUCUUUAAAAUUUGAUUAUUUGCCACAUUGACUGCCACAUGUUAGUGACACAUGGGGUGGCAAAUAAUCAAAAACUGCCACCGGUUUAUCGUUUA
Lolium rigidum is the source of this 3112-nucleotide messenger RNA. RefSeq lists its product as uncharacterized. The transcript has 6 exons. Bases 213 to 2687 code for a protein of 824 amino acids. The record is from RefSeq and is a predicted model, not a curated record. Lineage: Eukaryota; Viridiplantae; Streptophyta; Magnoliopsida; Poales; Poaceae.